CAGCAGAAGACGCAGAGUGACCAUCGCUGUCUCGGUGGCAUCCCCUAUACCCAUGUACCCCUCACCGCACUCUGUCAGGAGGAGACAGCAGAGGGGCCGGAGUCUGACUACGUUUGACAGCCCCGCCCCCCGUUCCUCCUCCCCCACCGAAUGUUGCCACUUCUCUCCCUGGAGCAGAAAGGCUGGUACUCCCUCUGACCCUGAGCGUCUUGGCCAACGACCCCGGCACCCUGUCCCUAACGUUCCCUCCACGCUGGACAAGCAGACUAACUGGUCCAGAGUUCUCCCACUGCCCACACCUCAGGAGAGGAUGAAGAGAGACUCACAAGUCAUCACAUCCUGCGUCAUCCCAAUUAACGUCACAGGGGUUCAGUUCCACAGAGACGCUAGUGUGCGCUGCUCGCUAGUCCACUCUCAGUCCGUACUUCAGAGGAGGAGGAAGCUGAGGAGACGGAAGACUGUCAUCGGGAUUCCUAGAAGAGUUCAGCAGGACCUAGACUCUGAUGAGUCUCCGAGCUCCAGGGAGCGGACAGUGGUUCUCCGAUGCAACGCUGCGCUCUGUAGCGAGGACCUGUGCAGUCGUCUGAACACCAAGAAGGACUCCGGCUGCCAGACUGAAGACUUCCUGGUCUGCGCUCCGUCCCGCCGGAGGGUCCAGUCCCAGUGGGGUCAGGAGGGGGUCAGCUCCGCCCCCGUCCCUCUGUCCCUCUCCACCGGGAACAUCUCCUCUCUACCAGACCCCUCGGAGCGCAACGACGCCAUGUUCUCCUCUUCGCUGGGGGUACGCCUGCGGUCACACAGCCAGCCAAGGGAGGGGAGGAGACUGAUGGAUGAGGUUCACCACCACAGGGAGAAGGGGGAGGAGCUGUCUCCCUCAGAGACUGAGGACUUCCUGUCUGGGCCGGGGGAGCUGAAGGAGGAGGGGGAGGAGAGUACCGAUGACCAGGCCCAGCCGGACCACCCUCUGGCCAGCCUGAAGUACCAGCAGCACCCUGGCAGCCCCUGGAUGGAGAGGGGCCGCUCCCGCCUCCCCCGGAAGGUUGACAUGGGGAGCUGUGAGAUGUCCUCCAGCUCAGACACCUUCUCCAGUCCGCUCCACUCUACCUCCACCAGGGGAGUGCUGGGGUGUCAGAUGGACCAUAAAGACGACCACCAGUCUUCUAGUGGGAACUGGAGCGGCAGCAGCUCAACAUGCCCCUCCCAUACCUCCGAGACCCUCCCCCCAGCCACCUCCCCCCAGCUCACUGGCUCCUCCCACUGUGACUCGGAGCUGUCGCUGAACACCGCCCCCCAUGCUACAGAUGACCCCACCCUCAUCCUGGACCCGUACCAGACCGACCGGCAGCUGGAUGAUGCAGGGGUCAGCACGGCUAGCGACGGGGAGUGGAGUUACCCACACCCUGACCACCCCAGCCCCAGGCCCCAUGACCUCAGCCCUGAGCGCUCCAGAGAGGGGGAGGGGAGUCUGGGCUGCCCAAGCUUUUCCAGCAUGGCUACCUGUGAGAGCUUCACUACAGACAAGCCUCCUUCUGAGAAGGCUGACACUGUAUCAUACUACUCCAUAGACACUGAGGGUUACUACACCUCCAUGCACUUUGACUGUGGUCUGAAAGGGAGCAAGAGCUUCAUGUAUAACUACUCUGCCUCUGACUGUGGCCAGGAGCACAUGACUCUGGGGAGACGCUGUCUGACGUUGAGGAAACCCAAGGCCAAGCCCUCUGCCCCCAGGCGCAGCUCCUCACUAAGGAAGAUCAGCGGGGGGGGGGACGCUCCUGACGACAGCGAACCAAAGACCCCCAGCGGGCAGCAGAGAAAGUGGUGUUCCAGAGAGAGGAGGUUACAGCUGGACCUGGAGGGCUCCCUGGGCCGCACUGACCCCCCUGACCCUGACCCUGCUCUGAACCAUCUGGAGGACCCUGUUCUGGGAGGGGAGGGGGGGUCAGGGUUGGAGCAAGACCCCCUGGAGGCCCUGGAGACCUGGCGGAGGGAGGACACCGAGGAGAUGCCCGGCUCCGGCCUGUUUGGUUCCUCUGACAGAGGCUCCUAUAAAGAUGAGGGCGCUGUCCAGUCAGACUAUGCAGAUCUCUGGCUUGUGAAUGACUUGAAGUCCAACACCGACCCCUACCGCUCCCUGUCUAACUCCUCCACCGCUACCGGUACUACUGUUAUAGAAUGUAUAAAGUCUCAGAGUUCAGAGUCCCAGACCUCCCAAUCAGGCUCCAGAGCCACCACCCCCUCACUGCCAUCAGUAGAAGACUUCAAGAUGUCCUCCUUGCCCUCAGUAGAAGGUGACUUCAAGAUGUCCUCUCCAGAGAGGCUGGCCGGCUUAGUGUCGCCAUCUAGUGGCUACUCCAGCCAAUCAGAAACCCCCACCUCCUCCUUCCCCUCCGGCUUCUUCCCUAGUCCCCUGUCACCCACCAAUCAGAAGAGGAAGCCCAAGAUUCCAGAGAGGAAGUCAUCUCUGUCCGUCACCUCCACCAGAGAUCUGGAGCUGCCAGUCAUCCCCCCCAGCCACCAGGACCUCAGUGCCCUUCACAGCCCUAACCCUACCAACCCUAACCCUACCCCUACCAACCCUAACCCUACCCCUACCAACCCUAACCCUACCAACCCUACCCCUACCAACCCUAACCCUACCCCUACCAACCCUCCUCCAGUCUCUACCAAGCCCCCAGGCCACAGGAACCAGCUCUACCUCCUGCAACAAAGCAAGCAGAAGGCAGCAGCAUCGGCCAGGGCUGAGGCCAGUCCAGCAACCGAGACCUCCAGCAGUCUUCCCAUGACCAUCACCCCCACCGUGCUGCGCUCAGUCCAGCUGAGGUCUGUGGGGAAGCAAGGAGAGGGGAGCCCUGACCGGCCCGGCCCAGAUGUUGCCACCAGACCCAAGUGUCCCACUGUGAACAUCAGCCCCCCUUCCAGCAGCAGGUCCCCUGAGUCUACAGCCAGGAAGCCUCCAGCCUACAACUCCCAGGUUCCCCCCUCUCAACAGUACUGUGAGUCACUGUUGAGCCCCAGCGAAGGCCCUGUCACUAAGGACUCAGCAGGUCACAGUAGUGUGAGGUACAGACAGGACAGACACCCUACUGAACCCCAGUGGAGUGCCACUGCCUUCAGAAACCCAGGAGACCACACACUGGCAGACCAGGAGACACUGGCAGACCAGGAGACACUACCAGACCAGGAGAGACUACCAGACCAGGAGAGACUACCAGACCAGGAGACACUGGCAGACCAGGAGACACUGGCAGACCAGGAGAGACUACCAGACCAGGAGACACUACCAGACCAGGAGAGACUACCAGACCAGGAGACACUGGCAAAAGAGGACCAUACCAUCAGAGACCAAGACCAGCCCCUCCUAUACCAAGACCAGCCCCUCCUAUACCAAGACCAGCCCCUCUUAGACCAAGACCAGCCCCUCCUAGACCAAGACCAGCCCCUCCUAGACCAAGACCAGCCCCUCCUAGACCAAGACCAGCCCCUCCUAGACCAAGACCAGCCACUUACAGACCAGCAGUCCCUGCUAGACCAGGAGGUCUGCCAGAGGGGGGCUGAGGCCACAGGGGUGACCCCAGGUCAGGAGGUAGAGGAACAGGAAGCUCUAUUCCCUGGGAGCAACAGCAGUCUGGAGGCAGAACAGUACCGACCACAACCACCUGAACCAUCUAAACUACAGAGAGCUGAAGACCCUUCAAUGUGUCCUGCUCAGCACAUCUUAGCCACAACAACAGACAGUCUAGACAAAGUGCCUGUUAUAAGUGAUCAGUCGGAAACAAUCAGCGAUGCGGCUGGCAGAGAAGAGGAGUAUUCCAGACCCAGUGACAACUCUAUCUUUCCUCUAAGUGAGGAGACCAAGGCUGAGGGUGAUGUCUUUCUGUCGCCCACCAAGGCACGUACUACAGAGGAGCUGUUUACCAUGAUACACAGAUCCAGGAGGAAAGUUUUAGGUAGGAAGGACUCUGGAGAGUUAAAUGCCCGGAGCCGUCUGUGUGCUGCAUCUGGGAGCACCUCACCUUGUACCCCCGUCAACCCACCUGGCAACACUGUGACCUCUCUGGUGACCCCCAGCACCCCGACUUGCCCCCAGAAGGCCCCAGGACCCAUCUACCGCAGUCUGAAGAAGUCCUCCACCUCCAACGAGGAGUUCAAACUACUGCUCCUGAAGAAAGGCAGCCGCUCAGACUCCAGCUACCGCAUGUCGGCCACAGAGAUCCUGAAGAGCCCCAUCGGCCACAAGUCCCCUGGAGACCACCUGCCCACGCUGGAGGAGCCCCUCUCCCCUCCGCCAGGCACGGAGAAGCUCCCCAGCCCCUUCACAGAGGGCUUGUCUCCUAAAGGCCUGUCCCCUGCAGCCUCCUUCAGACAGAGCCGGUCCCGCGUCCCUCCGCCAGCCACCAGCAGCCACUACAGCAUCCGCAGCAGACACCACCCGGCCCCCAUGCAGGCCAUCUCAGAGGGCGAGACGGAGAACUCAGAUAGGAGCCCCUCCUCACAGGGAUCCUCCUAACAUACAGCACCUUUGUGUAAAACCGACAGAGGAACAUCUUAAGGUUUUCCAUUAGACUAGAUAGUAGAGAGCAACUGGACCAGAAUGACUUAGAACAUUUGAACUGUGGCUAAUUGUUUCUAAUACAGUAUGUAUAUCUGUUUUUAGCUUUUUGUAUUGAAGGAAAACAGAGAGACUUAAGAAACAGAAAUGUGGUAAACUUCUAUAGCUAUGUUCUGUUGUACUUUAGCAGAAGACAUCACCUCUACCUGAGGAAUGAUUUUCUCAUGAAAUAAAGAAAUGCUUUUUAAACUGUUAGGAAAGUAAACAGGAAUAUGUACUGUGCUAUAUCAAGGCUGUUUUUAUAUCAAGGCAACCUUGUGUUGUAACUCUACAGAAAAGACAUGGGUAUCUUCCAUUGUAACCCUUAACCCUUAACCCUUAAAUGAUAUUGCUGGAAAAUGCCACAUGUAUAGAAUUUAUCAAUAUAAUGAGAUUUACAGUAUAAUAUAUUCACAUUUCACCAAUGCUGUAAAAGUUGUGAAAUACCUUUAUAGAGUACCUCCGUAUGAGUCAUAAUACCCAUAAAACCUGGCGGUCAAACAAGGAAAUGGUUCCAAUCGUUUUUCCACCAUUCAUUUUUCCCAUAGGGGAUUUUAAACACUUAAAUAAGGGCUGUGUUUCGUGUAGGCCAAUGGCAGUCAGUGCCAUUUAUUAUGAGCAUGGCCUUAUUUCUAUUACAGCAUGUUGGAUGACUGUCAUUCAUAUUCCAUCCACCCAGUUCA
Messenger RNA from Coregonus clupeaformis (lake whitefish), 5271 nucleotides. RefSeq names its product Nance-Horan syndrome protein-like. The transcript is spliced from 7 exons. The coding region runs from base 53 to 4507 and encodes 1484 amino acids. Gene Ontology annotation, biological process: cell differentiation; lens development in camera-type eye. Lineage: Eukaryota; Metazoa; Chordata; Actinopteri; Salmoniformes; Salmonidae. The record is from RefSeq and is a predicted model, not a curated record.